Molecule: messenger RNA, 663 nt
Organism: Pteronotus mesoamericanus
Lineage: Eukaryota; Metazoa; Chordata; Mammalia; Chiroptera; Mormoopidae
Gene: MRPS14
Product: mitochondrial ribosomal protein S14
Exons: 3
Coding region: 30-416 (128 amino acids)
Biological process (GO): translation
Cellular component (GO): ribosome; mitochondrial small ribosomal subunit
Molecular function (GO): structural constituent of ribosome
Source: RefSeq, a predicted model, not a curated record
UGCAGCUGUUUGACUUUGCGGCGGACAACAUGGCGGCCUCCAUGUUGGGCUCGCUGCUGCGGAGCGUCCGGCAGAUGGUUCCUUCAUCAACUCCAGGUCCAGUUCGGGGUUACUACGUAGACUGGAAGAUGUUGCGUGAUGUGAAGAGACGGAAAAUGGCCUAUGAAUACGCAGACGAGAGGCUACGCAUUAAUUCGCUCAGGAAGAAUACAAUUUUGCCAAAAGGCCUUCAGGAAGUGGCUGAUGAAGAAAUUGCUGCCCUUCCCCGAGAUAGCUGUCCCGUCAGAAUCAGAAAUCGGUGUGUCAUGACAUCCCGUCCACGUGGCGUGAAACGGCGUUGGAGGCUUAGCCGUAUUGUCUUCCGUCACUUAGCUGACCACGGGCAGCUGUCUGGGGUCCAGCGAGCAAUGUGGUGAUCCGCUCCAGAACCUACUGAGCUCCCUGAGAAACGGGCUGCCACAGAGAGAGACUUUUCUAAGACAAAAACCCUUUUAAUAGGCAUCUAGUACAGGAGUCUAAUCUACCUAAUGUCAUUACUUUUAAAUUUUCAAUGAAAACAUUUAGAUGGUUCAUUCUGUCAGUAAAGUGUCUUUCUGUUGGACUAAAUUAAACAUACUGCUCUCAUGUGUGGUACAGAGUAAUAAAAAAUAUUUUCUGUGAAAA